This is a messenger RNA of Aspergillus niger, 3312 nucleotides long. RefSeq lists its product as uncharacterized. Lineage: Eukaryota; Fungi; Ascomycota; Eurotiomycetes; Eurotiales; Aspergillaceae. Gene Ontology annotation, molecular function: helicase activity; ATP hydrolysis activity. The transcript has a single exon. The record is from RefSeq and is a predicted model, not a curated record. The coding region runs from base 1 to 3312 and encodes 1103 amino acids.
AUGUCGGAACCCAACCUCCCAAGAGUUAUUGACUUUACGGGGGUGGUGAGAGACCACCUAGACUGGUAUAACUCAUAUCUUCCAGCCCCCGAGAACUUGUUCAGGCUUGAUAGACAUGCCUUCCGUCGGUAUAGAGAGUCACAACACACAGUGAAUGACUAUCAGAUUUUCUCGACGGACAUGGCGUGCUACAUCAAUGUGAGGCGAGAAUAUGAGCAGGAGUUUCAGACUAUCGCUUGUACGGACCACACAAGGCUGAGAUUUAGCAUCCGUGGAGGCGCCGAGUUGCCACAUUUCUGCUUGGAACUACAGCUCAUAGAUUCUAAUCCGGGAAACAAGCAGAGGUCGUUCACCAUCAUCUGGACCGCCUUCGGGAACAAGGGUUUCGACGUAGACCGUCCCGUUAACAGACCAAAUCAGAAUCCUCGACAAGGUAGCAUCCAUACUUUCUCAAGCAGACUGCAGGGGGUACAGUUUUUAUGGACCACUCUCUCCACAGGCGAAGCAGCCAGGUGCCGCGGAACACCCAAUGCCGACAAUUAUACCAUAACCUGGAGCCACAGUGAGGUGCCGUAUGGCAUGGGAUUUGACUUAUCUGUCGAUGCUCUGGCAUCUUUUCCCUCUGACCAAAACCAAGCUGUGGGCAUCUUCCGUCAGCUUCUGUCGGGUAAUAUGCAGGUCAGAGUAAUUACCCGGGCACGAGGAAAUCUACUAGAGAAUUGGAAAUUCUUGGCAGCGAUGCCAAUGCCAACACUAGGGCCAUUUCCCCUCUAUGACUGCAGAUAUAUCUCGGGGGGAACUUGGUGCAGGAUUGACACUUUGCCCGCCAUCUCUGAUGAGGCUCUUAUCAAUCAUAUUGGAGUCCGUCAACGUGGCUGGAUGAACAACCCCCCAUCCUUUGUUACUCCUGCUGUACUUGGUAACUUGAUUCCCGCCAUUUAUCACUUCAUAAAUGAACGCCAUUAUGAGGUUAUCAAAACCGUCGGGCUGCUAAGAGAGGCCGAAUAUCAGCGCACGACCUACUGCAACACAUUCAAUGGAAGCUACACAUUUAGUCUGUACCCACUGUCUACCGUUCAUGGAGUGCACACCCAGGGUGUAGACAAGUAUUUCUAUGCCAUAUUGGAUGUCACAACAGUGAGGCUCCCAUCGGACGUUUUCGUCGAAAACGAAUCAGCCCUCCCUGAGCCUGGUACCCGAGUGACUGUGAGCCAACAAGCUAGCGAUGGGAAUUCGAAGGAAACAUGGCUGGGUACGGUUAUCAAGCUCCCGAGCUUUCCCUCACAUAUUAGAAUACCAUCAAGCCUUGUCGCUAUUCGCUUGAAGAGGUCUGACCAGACUCCGACAGGUGGUCACGUUCUGGAGGUGUCUGGUGUCGUGAAAUUCGGUAAUGAGCAGUCCGCGAUCAGACAAGCAAGACAGGCCAUCAGAUACGUCCUGUAUGGGGAUCAUAAUUUGAAGAUCCCAAAGCAUAAUUAUCUACGGGAGUUGCUUCUAGCUCACAAUAACCGAACGAUAAAAGACGAAUUGCCUGUGCCGGCCCCCGCAGCUGCUCAAAAUUAUCUCGACUCGAUCCGUACAACUCUCAAUGACCAACAGAUAGCGGCCGUUCAAGAAGGAACAACUCCUUCUACCUGCUAUAAAAACUAUGUCACUUUAAUUACCGGUCCUCCUGGUACCGGAAAGACCAGUGUAUCUGCACACAUUGCGGCAUUUCACCGAAAGUGGCGGAAUCCGAUGUUGAUUGUUUGCGGAUCGAAUUAUGGUUUAGAUGAAAUCACUCGGAAAAUACUCAAACUAUUUACGAAGGAUAACCUGGGAACCGAGGGAAUCUUUCGUUUGGACACUGAACUUGGGGAAGACGUUGAUAACCAGAUGGCGCCCGAAAUGGCCCACACGACGACGGAGACCCAGAGGAAUUUUGAUUCUACGAGACAAAGCUUGCGGAAUGCCGGUAUAGACCCGAAAUUCUUGGAGCUCCUACGCUUCAGCGUGGAGACAGCAACUGCUGAAACAGACAAGAAGCUUACGAAGCAGGUAUCAUUGGGGCAACAUAUUCUUCGUCGAGUAGAGCUCGCCGUUCAGUUGAAAUCCGAAUGGCCUCAAGGAACAGAAAUGGAGAAGUCCGAGAUGGCUCUCAUCUGGAACUUGUUGACCUAUCAAAUCUCUUUGGCGCGCCGCGGAUCAUUAUUCGCCGAAUCAAUGAACGCGGAACUAACAUUACGUGGCCCAUCGGAGCUAUUUGACGAUCCGGAGAGCCCUGAAGAUGUGCUAAGGUCUCUCGUGACCUCCUAUAAAAGAGCAUGGCUUGAAAUCCAGCAAUUCUACUUGGAGCAGGCCAGCAUUGUUCUCUGUACGGCUUCAACGGCCGGACGAAAGGCUCUGAGACGCUUCUGCCCAAAAAUAAUCAUAGUUGAGGAGGCAACACAAAUAAGUGAGGGCACUGCCAUAAGCCCGCUUAUUCGUUUUUACCCGUCAGUCAAGAAGGUUAUUCUGAGCGGAGACGUCGCCCAACUCCCGCCCACAGUCACAUCAGUCUCACGGAAUGAGGCCUACAACUCCGAGCGUCUUUCUCUCUUUGAGCGGCUCCUUGCCACUGGAGUCCGUCAAAUACUUCUAGCCAGGCAAUACCGGAUGCACCCGUCAAUCGCAAGGUUUGUGAGUGAAAGCUUUUAUGAGGGAAACCUCAUCAACGAUGAGUCGGCUUCACGUCAGACACCAGAAAUGGAUCAGUUCAUGACGCGGAGAUACGAUGUUGCCCCUGGGAGGUCACAUUUCGUUUCUGUCAAGGACUCUGAGGUCUGGAGGCUUCGGAAUGGGACGUCCAUGUUCAACCCCAAGUACAUAUCGGCAGUUACGAAAUUUGUGAGAGAUUUGUGCGCGGCCAAGUGCCCGCCUGAAGAUAUCCUGGUGCUGUCGUACUACGCGGAGGAACGGAAUCUCUUGAAGAAACUUCUCCAUGAUGAAUUCCGCCUCAGUGGCGUCGAUGUUAUGAGCGUAGAUGCUGCGCAGGGGCGUGAGAAGCCCAUUGUGAUAGUUUCGACAACUCGCCCAGGACGCGGAAAUAAGCUUGGUCAUGUUGCGGACGCACACCGGAUGUGUGUGGCCCUUAGUCGAGCACAAGGCGGGCUGAUCGUGAUCGGGGAUGAAGGCAUGGGGGGCAGCGCGAACUCUCGGGCGUUCCAAUUGUGGAGGAAUUUUAUCAACCUCCACAAGAGGGAGAAGCGAGUGAUUUACCUGAACAGUCCCGAGGACGUUCUUUGGAAGAUUUUAAGAGUUCCCAAUAAUGAGGGUUUUGAAAAAUUGCAGUGA